Molecule: messenger RNA, 1041 nt
Organism: Cryptococcus wingfieldii CBS 7118
Lineage: Eukaryota; Fungi; Basidiomycota; Tremellomycetes; Tremellales; Cryptococcaceae
Exons: 3
Coding region: 1-1041 (346 amino acids)
Source: RefSeq, a predicted model, not a curated record
AUGAAGCUACAACUCGCUCUUCUUGCCGCCCUCGUCGCAAGCGUAUCAGCCGAGCCCAUUCGUCUCAUCACCUGGACCGAGAACCAGGCGGUAGACACAAAAUUCGACAUCUCCCAGCCAGAAGAACUGCCAUCAUGGAAUGAGGCGGCGGUAGACCAAGAAGCGCCUGUCGCUCCUAUGCUCGGCGGAAAGCCCUGCCAUGGCAAGUCUUCCGAAUCUGGUCCCCUCUCCAGCCUUCUCAGCCGUCUGGGAUUCACUUCCAUCCCCGACUCUGCUAUCUCCCGUACCGAGCACGAGCAGCUCGACCGUCCCCACCAAAAACAGUCUCUGGACGUUCAUCGCGAAUCCCUUUUGGCCGCUCUCCGAUCGCGCCUCCCUGGCUACGUCCCCUUCCUGGAAGGCGGCUCCCGCAUUCCAGCUCCUUACGCCGGGGUGGAAUCCGGUGAGUGGAAGAUUGCUCAGAACGACCGUGCGCCUGAAAUCAAGUGGUGGAGGCCGGCGAAGAAUGGACGAUGGGAGGUCAAGGACGGUGCUGGAGAGUGGAGGGUCGCGGCCAAGGGCGAGAGGCCUCCCAAGUUUGGCGGGAUAGGUGUUCCUGCCGAAAAUUCAAGGCAUGGCAGGCAUGGGUGGAAGCACAAUCACAAAGGUUCCAGCUUUGCUCGUCUUCGUAAAGCCUUGAAGCACCUCUCUCCGCUUGAAUCUGCCGCUCUCGCCAUCGUUCUUGGUGCCGGUAUCGGUUCACUCUUCCACCUCCUCGUCAUUUCCUUCGUCCUCUUCUCUCGACGAUUCGGAUUCUGCCUCGGACCCCGAUUUGGCAGAUUUGGCCGUCACUGCUCUGGCAAUUCCGAGGAGAGGCGCGCACGCAGGGCGGCCAGGAAGGCUGAGAGGAAGGCCAAGAAGGAGGCAAAGGCGGCGAGAAAGACUGAGGGGACUGUCAGACUCGAAGGAGAGAACAGAUUGGGGGAAGUCGAAGAGUUGCCCGCAUACCAAGACGCUGAGCAAGCGCCUCUGCUCGACGAAAAGGUCGACUCUCAAGUUUAA